This is a messenger RNA of Microthlaspi erraticum, 876 nucleotides long. Lineage: Eukaryota; Viridiplantae; Streptophyta; Magnoliopsida; Brassicales; Brassicaceae. The record is from the annotation of a GenBank genome assembly.
AUGGAACAAGGUGGUCAAAGUUUGAGAAACGAGGACAGAAUCAGUGAGUUGCCCGAGGCUUUGCUUGUGCAAAUAUUGUCUUCCCUUCCAACAAAAGUUGUGGUAGCCACUAGUGUCUUGUCCAAACGAUGGCGCUCUCUUUGGAAGACGAUGCCUAGUCUUGAGUUUAGUUACAAUGCAACGAAUGAUCUUGAGAGGUUUUCAAAUAACGUCUGCAGGUGUUUGCUUUCACAUCAGGCUCCGGUUCUUCAGAGUUUAGAUCUCAGCAUUGAUUCUGAUAAUAAUGAGAAUAGUAUGGAUUGUGAUAUUGGAAUAUUAUUGGGAGUUGCGUUUGGACUGCAUUUGCGUGAACUGAAACUCCAUGUGUCCUCUCGGAAGUUGUUCAGAUUUCCUACAAGCUUGUAUAACUGUGGAACACUAGACACCUUGAAACUCAGUCAUGAUGUUGUGAUAGAUGUCCCAUUUCCGGUUGGUUUGAAGUCUCUUAGAACUCUACACCUUAAAGGGGUGAGAUACAAAGACGACGAAUCAGUUGUCAACCUUUUAUCUGGUUGUUCUCAUCUCGAAAAUUUGGAUCUGAUCCUAUAUGCACGGUCUGGUGUGAAGACAUUCACUAUUGAUGUCCCGUCCUUGCAGAGACUAAUAAUUAGGAGCACUGGUGAAGUGCUCUAUGUGAUAAAGGCUCCUUCAUUGAAAUACUUGGAGGUUGGAUGGUCUAUAAAUUUUGAUUCUAUUCUGAUUGGGUAUACACUUGAGCUGGAGGAGGCUUAUCUUAGCAUCUCUAGUAAAAACUAUGAUUACACUCUGGGAUCCCUCACUUCAGUCAAACGCCUUUGCUUGUCACAGUUCGGUCCGGUACGCUUUGCUUGCAAUUAA